GAAAAAUUACAUCCUUAAUCCAAUCAUACAGUACCAUGUGGGGCUUACCCCACUGGGCCCUCACCAAGUCUCCAAAUCAGGGACUCACAUGCUCUGCAUAUUUGAGAGUGCAAUCGCACUAACAGAUUCGCUUCGCAGUGAGUCUGUAAUUUCACCUCAACUGCGUGGUCAUUUUCGUCAAUUGAAAUCUCAAAUAUGCGGCGAACUUAUCCACGACGCCCUAUUCCAUCACUCCAAAUGCUCUUAUGCUUCCGGUUACCCCUCCGAAAUUCCAUUUUUGCUGCUACAGACCACUUUUUCACAUUCCUCGUUCCCUUCCACCAAAUUGUCGUCUUCUUCUGCUUCUUCACCUUUCAACAUCUUCGUAAAGAUCAUCAAAAGGCCACUCCACUCACCCCAGAAACCCUAAAUGGUUCGUUUCUCUCUAGCUCACUCUGACCCAUCGAGAUACACCGUUUCAACUAAGCGAACAAUGAGCCGACUCAGGCGAAUCGACCUCAUCGAGCCUUGCUACUACCCUUCCCUCUUCGUCAGAGACACCUCAAUUAUUUCGCCCAAACUCCUAGCUUUCCCGUCAUUUGUAGAGGAAGAUUUCGAUCUCAGCCUCGGUCUCGACCUACUAAACCUUUCCCCCAGACCCAGCCCUCUUGAAUUCUUCGACUCGGUCACCGAUCUUGUCUGUGUGGAUGAAAUCCCGUCACUUUCGUCUUAUAGACGAAUCCAGCGAGUCGACAGGCUUGUAGACGAAUCUUUUUACUUGCAGAACCUGUGCGACCGAGUAGGCGUGCUGGAGUCUCGUUUCGAUCGGCUUCUCAACCCAAGGCUCAAUGGGGGGGACCGGAAGUACACUUGGACAGCGGAGAUCAAGAGCCCAGAGAAGGACGGCGCGGAUAGGAAAUACAAAUGGACGGCGGAGAUCAAAGAAGGGAAGAAGGAGGGAGGGGUCGAGAAAAACUAUAAAUGGACUGCCGAGAUAAAUGGGAGAGGAGUGGAGGGCCGUCCGACCGCACGAACGUACACGUUCAAAGCAUCAAGUGGCGAUGCAGGUGAUAAUAGCGGAUCGAAGAAGGAGGUGAAGAAGAAGAAGAAGAAGGGGGAGAGUGACACGCGUGUGGUGGAGAUCGAAGAGCCUGUAGAUCACGGGGCUGUGGUUUUAAGACAGGCCUUUGCCAAGAGAGUUGGAGCUGUUGUAAGGAACAAAGGUAAGAAGAAGGAACUAUCUCCUCAAGAUGCAGCAAUGAUGAUUCAGAUGGCCUUUAGAGCUUAUCUGAUCCGCAGAUCACAGGCUCUUCGUAACCUUAGAGAACUUGCUGUUGCCAAGGCCAAGUUGAAGGAGAUCAGAGCAUUGUUCAAUAAUUUCUCCUACCGCCGUCAUGUAGCCCAGGAUGCUGCAGAGCGUCAGAGGUUCUCCGAAAAAAUUAUUGUCCUUCUCCUUACCGUUGAUGCCAUUGAGGGAGCUGACCUCAUGGUGCGUGCUGCAAAGAGGUCAAUGGUGCAUGAGUUGGAAGCAAUGCUAGAUGUAGUGGACCCGCAGCCUCCUGGGAAAUCACUGUCCAUGAGGAGGAGGACUUUCGACAUGCCCGAUGGUGUGAUUCAUAAGGAAAUUGCAGCAGGUGUAGCACAGGUUGUCCAGAUGCUUAAUCGUGAAGAGGAGAGUGGCAGCACCUUCGAGGCAUGCCUUUAAGGACAUGGUAAACAUGAAAAUCACCGUUGUUAUAGCAUGUUACCGGGAAGAUGCGACCUAGUUGAGAAGAUUUUUGACUGUUUGGUUCUCUCAUGCAUUGAAUUGUGUACUGCUUGAAAUUUUCCCACAAAGUCUGAGAAUUCAAAUGA
Juglans microcarpa x Juglans regia is the source of this 1833-nucleotide messenger RNA. Its product is annotated as BAG family molecular chaperone regulator 7-like. Bases 410 to 1684 code for a protein of 424 amino acids. The transcript is spliced from 3 exons. Gene Ontology annotation, biological process: protein folding. Gene Ontology annotation, cellular component: plasmodesma. Gene Ontology annotation, molecular function: protein-folding chaperone binding. The record is from RefSeq and is a predicted model, not a curated record. NCBI's taxonomy places the organism in Eukaryota, Viridiplantae, Streptophyta, Magnoliopsida, Fagales, Juglandaceae.